Messenger RNA from Coregonus sp. 'balchen', 19804 nucleotides. Lineage: Eukaryota; Metazoa; Chordata; Actinopteri; Salmoniformes; Salmonidae. The record is from the annotation of a GenBank genome assembly.
AUGGAGGGGCUCAGUCAUGACUCCAAGUUCACUCACAGGUUCAGUCCAAAGACGCCAAUGGUAAAUGGUUAAUUCAUUUAAGUUAAUUAAAAUGUUUAAUUAAAAUGAUAACUUUUUGUUCUGUCUUUAAAGGUUUACAACCUAAUUUACUGGCUAAUUUACUGGACAGACCAAUCAACUGUAAGCAAACUAAAAAUAAAAAAGAUUGAGUCAGAAAUUUGAGUUGUCCCUGUGUCCUUUGGAUGGUGAACAAGUGGAGGACUUGACAUCGAUGUUACAUUGAGCUGGGUAAAUGGAAUAUGAAUGACAGUCAUCCAAUAUGCUGUCAUUUCUUUAUCCUCCCUCAUCUUAAACAGCACCAAACGCCACUGAUGCACACGUGUUGUUCAAGCAGUGCAUGAACAACACUAUGAGCAGGAAAGACUUCAUCAUGAGUCUGGCACACAGGCUACGUAAAAGACAUACGAGGACCAAGACAGCAGUAGCAGCAGCAAAGAUUCCACGUGAGCCAUUGCACGAGCCAAAUUGCGCACAGCUCCUGGGGAGGACAAACUGUAAGGUGGGCAGAUGUACACCGAACAGAACCCACUACACCUGUUUCAGCUACACGCGACUUGUUUGUGGGAAGUGUUGCAAUCAAGUGAAAGUGACGAAGAUUUGUGGGGACUGUUAUGACAAGGGAUAACAGCUAAAUGAGAUCCAACUGUUGCGUGAAGACGCACACCAUACUGUAAGCACGAGCGAGGCCACAAAUAAUGUGUCCAAUAACUGACAAUAAUAUACUAUUUGUGACUGCUGUCAUAUUGACAUUGAUAUUAAUUAUAAUGCCAUUUGAUUUUGUGCUGAUUUUCACUAUUCACAAGCACUCUUGGUGCUUAUACUGAUGUUUAAGCUACUGAUAUUUUUGUAUAUUUUCUUCAUUGACUGCGUGUCUUGCGGUUUGGGUGUUUUGUUUUCGUUAUAAAAAUAAGCGGUUACUUUGUUUCAACACACAUGCUUUUUGUUUCAUAGUUGUAAGACCGUCAUAAACAUAACCAAAUGGCAUUGGCACAAAGGGGGGUCCAACGAGGACAGGCUUUUCUAGUUAAAUGGAUUUAUUAGACUGGUGGCUAUUGGUAAAUAUGUAUACAGCCAUUUUGACCGUGAUGGCGCUUUGAGAAUUAAAUGCUUAGAAAGUUUUUGUCUUUUAUGAUAUUUAUCAGAAAGUACUGCUAGUGUAAAACACACAUAUUUAAGAAAAGUCAGGGACAGGUGGGUUCAAGGUUUUUAUUGAAAUGAAGUUAUUGAAAUUACAAAUGUAAAACGGUUAACAUCUUUUUUCGCAGUCACCUUCAUAUAUGCACCAGCUACAAUAGCCAUUAUGUUAAUAAGGAUACAACAUAUGGAAUUCUGGUAAUCAUAAUAGUAGAACAUAUUGGAUCAUCUUGUAUCAAUAUCACCAUAUUCAUCUGUGUUUUUAGUAGACAUGAUUGUUCUGUUUAUCUUAUUCUAAUCAAAUCAAAUGUUUUUGGUCACAUACGCCGAAUACAACAGGUGUAGACUUUACAGUGAAAUUCUUACUUAUGAGCCCAUUCCCAAAAAUGCAGAGAUAAAAGUAAGACAAAUAUUUGCUGAAGAACAAAGGAAAUAGUAACACAAUAAAAAAAAAUAACGAGGCUAUUGUUUUUUGCCUUCAGAAAGUAUUCAUACCCCUUGACUUAUUCCACACCUGGAUUGUGCAACAUUUGCCCAUUAUUCUUUUCAAAAUUAUUAAAGCUGUGUCAAAUUGGUUGUUGAUCAUUGCUAGACAACCACUUUCAGGUCUUGCCAUAGAUUUUCAAGUAGAUUUAAGUAAAAACUGUAACUCGGCGACUCAGGAACAUUCACUGUCUUCUUGGUAAGCAACUCCAGUGUAGAUUUGGCCUUGUGUUUUAGGUUAUUGUCCAGCUGAAAGGGGAAAUGAUCUCCCAGUGUCUGGUGGACAGCAGACUGAACCAGAUUGUCCUCUAGGAUUUUGCCUGUGCUUAGCUCCAUUCUGUUUCUUUUUUAUCCUGGAAAAACUCCCCAGUCCUUAACAAUUAUAAGCAUACCCAUAACAUGAUGCAGCCACCACUACAUAAACCUUUGUAUUCAGAACAAAAAGUGAAUUGCUUUGCCACAUUAUUUGCAGUAUUACUUGUUGCCUUGUUGCAAACAGGAUGCAUGUUUUGGACUAUUUUUAUUUUGUACAGGCUUCCUUAUUUUCAUUCUGUCAAUUAGGUUAGUAUUGUGGAGUAACUACAGUGUUGUUGAUCCAUCAACAGUUUUCUCCUAUCACAGCCAUUAAACUCUGUAACUGUUUUAAAGUCACCAUUGGCCUCAUGGUGAAAUCCCUGAGUGGUUUCCUUCCUCUCCGGCAACUUAGUUAGGAAGGACGCCUGUAUCUUUGUAGUGACUGGGCAUAUUGAUACAACAUCCAACGUGUAAUUCAUAACUUUACCAUGCUCAAAGGGAUAUUCAAUGUCAACUUUUUUUUUUUUUACCCAUCUACCAAUAGGUGCCCUUCUUUCCGAGGCGCUGGCAAACCUCUCUGGUCUUUGUGGUUGGAUCUGUGUUUGAAAUUCACUGCUCGGCUGAGGGACCUUACAGAUAAUUGUAUGUGUGGGGUACAGAGAUGAGGUAGUCAUUCACAAUCAUGUUAAAUACUAUUAUUGCACACAGAUUGAGUCCAUGCAACUUGUUAUGUGACUUGUUAAGCACAUAUUUACUCCUGAACGUAUUUACGCUUGCCAUAACAAAAGGGUUGAAUACUUAUUGACUCAAGACAUUUCAGCUUUUCAUUUUUAAUUCAUGUGUAAAAAAACAACAUGAUUCCACUUUGACAUUAUGGGGUACAAAUCUCAAUUUAAUCCAUUUUAAAUUCAGGUUGUAACACAACAACAUUUGGAAAUAUCAAGGGGAGUGAAUACUUUAUAAUAUAAUAAUAUGCCAUUUAUCAGACGCUUUUAUCCAAAGCGACUUACAGUCAUGCGUGCAUACAUUUUUGUGUAUGGGUGGUCCCGGGGAUCGAACCCACUACCUUGGCAUUACAAGCGCCGUGCUCUACUAGCUGAGCUACAGAAGGCACUGUACAAGGAGUACCCAGUACAGAGUCAAUGUGCAGGGGCACGAGGUAGUUGGGAUAAUUGAGGUAGUACAGUACAUGUGGGUAGGGGUAAAAGUGACUAGGCAAUCAGCAUAUAUAAUAAACAGAGUAGCAGCAGCUUAUGUGAAGUGUGAAAGUGUGUCUAUGUGUGAGUGUAUGUGUGUGGCGUCAAUAUUCAGGUGUGUGUGUGUUGGAGUGUCAGUGUAGUAUAUGUGAGUGUGUGGGUAGAGUCUAGUGAGUGUGCAUAGAGCCAGUGCAAGGGAGUCAGUGGAAAACAAUUAAAACAAAUAAUAAAGGGGGUCAAUGUAAAUUGUUCGGGUAGCGUUUCGAUUAACUGUUCAGCAGUCUUAUGGCUUGGGGGUAGAAGCUGUUCAGGUACCUUUUGGUCCGAGACUUGGCGCGCCGGUACCGCUUGCCGUAGCAGAGUGAACAGUCUAAAUCUUGGGUGGCUGGAGUCUUUAACAAUUUUUAGGGGCCUUACUCUGACCGCCUGGUAUAAAGGUCCUGAAUGCAGGGAGUUCGGCCCCAGUGAUGUAUUGGGCCGUAGGCACUACCCUCUGUAGCGCCUUGCUGUUGGAUACCGAGCAGUUGCCAUACCAAGUGGUGAUGCAGCCAGUCAAGAUGCUCUCAAUGGUGCAGCUGUAUAACUUUUUGAGGAUCUGAGGGCCCAUGCCAAAUCUUUUCAGCCUCCUGAGGGGGAAGAGGCGUUGUCGUGCUCUCUUACAUUUACAUUUACAUCAUUUAGCAGACACUCUUAUCCAGAGCGACUUACACAUUGGUGCAUUCAACUUAUGAUAGCCAGUGGAACAACCACCUUCUUUUUUUUAUAUGGAGGGUGGGGGAAGAAGGAUUACUUUAUACUAUUCCAGGUAUUCCUUAAAGAGGUAGGGUUUCAAGUGUCUCCAGAAGGUGGUCAGUGACUCCGCUGUCCUGGCGUCGUGGGGGAGCUUGUUCCACCAUUGGGGUGCCAGAGCAGCGAAUAACUUUGACUGGGCUGAGUGGGAACUGUGCUUCCGUAGAGGUAGGGGAGCUAGCAGGCCAGAGGUGGAUGAACGUAGUGCCCUCAUUUGGGUGUAGGGUCUGGUCAGAGCCUGAAGGUAAGGAGGUGCCGUUCCCCUCACAGCUCUGUAGGCAAGCACCAUGGUCUUGUAGUACAUGCGAGCCUCAACUGGAAGCCAGUGGAGUGUGCGGAGGAGCGGGGUGACAUGAGAGAACUUGGGAAGGUUGAACACCAGACAGGCUGCAGCGUUCUGGUUAAGUUGUAGGGGUUUAAUAACACAGGCAGGGAGCCCAGCCAACAGUGAGUUUCAGUAAUCCAGACGGGAGAUGACAAGUGCCUGGAUUAGGACCUGUGCCGCUUUCUGUGUAAGGUAGGGUCGUACUCUAAGAAUGUUGUAGAGCAUGAACCUGUAGGAUCGGGUCACCGCUUUGAUGUUAGCGGAGAACGACAGGGUGUUGUCCAGGGUCACGCCAAGGUUCUUUGCACUCUGGGAGGAGGACACAAUGGAGUUGUCAACCGUGAUGGCGAGAUCAUGGAGCGGGCAGUCCUUCCCCGGGAGGAAGAGCAGCUCCGUCUUGCCGAGGUUCAGCUUGAGGUGGUGAUCCAACAUCCACAAUGAUAUUUCUGCCAGACAUGCAGAGAUGCGAUUCGCCACCUGGUUAUCAGAAAGGGGAAUGGAGAAAAUGAAUUGUGUGUCGUCUGUGUAGCAAUGAUAGGAGAGACCAUGUGAGGAUAUGACAGAGCCAAGUGACUUGGUGUAUGGAGAGAAUAGGAGAGGACCUAGAACUGAGCCCUGGGGGACACCAGUGGUGAGAGCAUGUGGUGCGGAGACAGAUUCUCGCCACGCCACCUGGUAGGAGCGACCUGUCAGGUAGGAUGCAAUCCAAGAGUGAGCAGCGCCGGAGAUGUCCAACUCGAAGAGGGUGGAGAGGAGGAUCUGAUGGUUCACAGUAUCGAAGGCAGCAGAUAGGUCUAGAAGGAUAAGAGCAGAGGAGAGAGAGUUAGCUUUAGCAGUGUGGAGAGCCUCCGUGACACAGAGACGAGCAGUCUCAGUUGAAUGACCAGUCUUGAAACCUGACUGGUUUGGAUCAAGAAGGUCAUUCUGAGAUAGAUAGCAGGAGAGUUGGCUAGAGACGGCACGCUCAAGAGUUUUGGAGAGAAAAGAAAGAAGGGAUACUGGUCUGUAGUUGUUGACAUCGGAGGGAUCCAGUGUAGAUUUUUGAGGAGGGGUGCAACUCUCGCUCUCUUGAAGACGGAAGGGACAUGGCCAGCGGUCAAGGAUGAGUUGAUGAGCGAGGUGAGGUAAGGGAGAAGGUCUCCGGAAAUGGUCUGGAGAAGAGAGGAGGGGAUAGGGUCAAGCGGGCAGGUUGUUGGGCGGCCGGCCGUCACAAGUCGCAAGAUUUCUUCUGGAGAGAGAGGGGAGAAAGAAGUCAAAGCAUAGGGUAGGGCAGUGUGAGCAGGACCAGCGGUGUCAUUUGACUUAAUAAAUGAGGAUCAGAUGUCGUCAACCUUCUUUUCAAAAUGGUUGACGAAGUCAUCCACAGAGAGGGAGGAGGGAGGAGGAGGAGGAUUCAGCAGGGAGGAGAAGGUGGCAAAGAGCUUCCUAGGAUAAGAGGCAGAGGCUUGACAUUUAGAGUGGUAGAAAGUGGCUUUAGCAGCGGAAACAAAGGAAGAGAAUGUAGAGAGGAGGGAGUGAAAAGAUGACAGGUCCGCAGGGAGUCUAGUUUUUCUCCAUUUCCGCUCGGCUACCCGGAGCCCUCUUCUGCGAGCUUGCAAUGAGUCGUCAAGCCACGGAGCAGGAGGGGAGGACCGAGCCGGCCGGGAGGAUAGGGGACAUAGAGAGUCAAAAGAUGCAGAAAGGGAGGAGAGGAGGGUUGAGGAGGCAGAAUCAGGAGAUUGGAGGGAGAAGGAUUUAGCAGAGGGAAGAGAUGAUAGGAUGGAAGAGGAGAGAGUAGUGGGAGAGAGAGAGCGAAGGUUGCGACGGCACAUUACCAUCUGAGUAGGGGCAGAGUGAGUAGUGUUGGAGGAGAGUGAGAGAGAAAAGGAUACAAAGUAGUGGUCAGAGACUUGGAUGGUAGUUGCAGUGAGAUUAGUAGAAGAACAGCAUCUAGUAAAGAUGAGGUCAAGCGUAUUGCCUGCCUUGUGAGUAGGGGGGUACGGUGAGAGGGUGAGGUCAAAAGAGGAAAGGAGUGGAAAGAAGGAGGCAGAGAGAAAUGAGUCAAAGGCAGAUGUAGGGAGGUUAAAGUCACCCAGAACUGUGAGGGGUGAGCCAUCCUCCGGAAAGGAACUUAUCAAGGCGUCAAGCUCAUUGAUGAACUCUCCAAGGGAACCUGGAGGGCGAUAAAUGACAAGGAUGUUAACUUGAAUGGGCUAGUGACUGUGACAGCAUGGAAUUCAAAUGAGGAGAUAGACAGAUGGGUCAGGGGAAAAAGACAGAAUGUCCACUUGGGAGAGAUGAGGAUUCCUGUGCCACCGCCGCGCUGACCAGAUGCUUUCGGGGUAUGCUAGAAACAUGGUCAGACAAGGAAAGAGCAGUAGGAGUAGCAGUGUUUUCUGUGGUAAUCCAUGUUUCCGUCAGCGCCAAGAAGUCGGGGGACUGGAGGGUAGCAUAGGCUGAGAUUAACUCUGCCUUGUUGGCCGCAGAACGGCAGUUCCAGAGGCUGCCGGAGACCUGGAACUCCACGUGGGUCGUGCGUGCAGGGACCACCAGAUUAGAGUGGCAGCAGCCACGCGGUGUGAAGCGUUUGUAUGGCCUGUGUAGAGAGGAGAGAACAGGGAUAGACAGACACAUAGUUGACAGGCUACAGAAAAAGCUACAAUAAUGCAAAGGUGAUCAGAAUGAAAUGAACUAAACAUCUGGGAAAGCGAGAGAGCGGGGCCUCCCUCACUUACAUUUCACUGAAACACUCAAAUAUAACUCUCCCAACUUCCACUUUAGAAAUUAUAAUUGUUGUAAACUACAGCGGUUCAAUGUUUUCUAACUUAGUUUAUUCAGCUAGCUAACUUGGUACAGUAUUCUUCCGUGAAAACCGUCCAGGGCACCGAAUCCUAUGACGCCAUAGCCAACUAGCAUGCCAGCCUCCAAUAACACGGUUUAGCACCAAUAAUCGGUUACAACAAACCACCAGUGUGUUAACACGCCAAACAGAUCAUUCGUGUCCGUGUCUAACGUUGUGUAAAGUUUUGGGUUAGUUUUGACUGUGUUAGUGUGUUUGGACCAUAAUAGGUCCUUAGUGAUGUGGACACCAAAGAACUUGAAGCUCUUGACCCACUCCGCUAGAGCCCCGUCGAUGUGAAUGGGGGCGUGUUCGGCCCUCUGGUUCCUGUAGUCCACAAUAAGCUCCUUUGUCUUGCCCACAUUGAGGGAGGGGUUGUUGUCUUGGCACCACACUGCCAGGUCUCUGACUUCCUCCCUAUAGGCUGUCGCAUCGCCGUCUGUGAUCAGGCCUACCACAGUCGCGUCGUCGGCAAACUUAAUGAUGGUGUUGGAGUCGUGCGCUGUCACGCAGUCGUGGGUGAACAGGGAGUACAGGAGGGACUGAGCACGCACACCUGAGGGGCCCCCGUGUUGAGGGUCAGCAUGGCGGAUGUGUUGUUGCCUACCCUCACCACCUGGGGGCGUCCCGUCAGGAAGUCCAGGAUCCAGUUGCAGAGGGAGGUGUUCAGUCCCAGGGUCCUUAGCUUAGUGAUGAGCUUGGAUAGCUCAAUGGUGUUGAAUGCUGAGCUGUAAUCAAUGAACAGCAUUCUCACGUAGGUGUUCCUUUUGUCCAAAUGGGAAAGGGCAGUGUGGAGUGCAAUAGAGAUUGCGUUAUCUAUGGAUCUGUUGGGGCGGUAUGCAAAUUGGAGUGGGUCCAGGAUUUCUGGGAUGAUGGUGUUGAUGUGAGCCAUAACCAGCCUUUCAAAGCAUUUCAUGGCUACAGAUGUGAGUGCUAUGGGGCGGUAGUCAUUUAGAUAGGUUAUCUUGGCGUUCUUAGGCACAGGGACUAUGGUGGUUUGCUUGAAACCUGUAGAUAUUACAGACUGGAUCAGAGAGAGGUUGAAAAUGUCAGUGAAGUCUCUUGCCAGGUGUUCAGCGCAUGAGGGAUUUCUUAUAAUUGUCCGGAUUAGUGUCCUGCUCCUUGAAAGCGACAGCUCUAGCAUUUAGCUCAGUGUGGAUGUUGCCUGUAAUCCAUGGCUUCUGGAGUAAUGGUUAUGGUCCAGUUCAUACAUUUACCAGCAACAUUAGCUGUGUGCCAUUAUGUUCAUAAUGAUACAACAUAUGGAAUGCUGGAAAUCAUAAUAAUAGAACAUAUAGGAUCAUCUUGUAUCAAUAUCACCAUAUUGAUCUGUGUGUUUAGUAGACAUGAUUGUUCUUUUUUUCUCAUUACUGUGAUGUUGCCGUUUCAUAUUAUUGAUAUUGUAUCUGAGCUGGUAAUACAGUAUCAGGCCCCCUAGACACACACACAGCAAUCUCCUUUAUAACCUGUUUACCUUGUCGGAAUGAUUACCUUGAAUACAUUAUUGCCUUGUCGUGAUCAUCAUUACAGCUUAAUUGGCUUUAGAGUCUCCUGUCAUCUGUAGAAAACAUCAAUGAACAAAUUAAAAACAUGUUAGGUUUUCUGAUUGAACAAAUCCAGCGAGUUAGAGAAGGAGAGAUGAAGCUUGGGGAAAAUAAUAGUUUGACCAUUUUAAUGAACUUUUCAAUUUUCAGUUGUCGAGAGGAUCCUUUUAAAAAUGCUCCCAUUCCCAAUUUCUCUCUCUCAUUCUCUCUCUCUCCAUCCCUCCUCCCCUAUCUCCUGUGAGGAUGAUCUUCCUUCCCUUUCUCCUCUUCUCCCUCCCUCCCUCCCUGGAGUGGUACUAUAGAAUAAAGCUAUUUGAUCAAAUGCACACAAGCAAUUGGGUACAAACACUCCCCUCCCCUAACACACACUGCUGAUUGUUGUUCUCUCCUGUUGGCUAGUAUACACCUGUGGUAUUGAAACCAACUUCCUUGUCUAAGAGAGAACAGAAAUGUCAGCUGUCAGGAAACCACAGUAGAGAUGUUGUUUACUGGAGAUGUUAGUAUGAUUGUGGUUUGAUAUGGAAGAUGGAUGCUUUGGUUUGGAUGACACGCUGUGUUGGUAUUCUCAAUCCAGAUUGUCAUUCUCUUUCUUGUGCCUCGUGAGAAGAACUUGUCUGAAGUCACAAAACAUACUUUUGAUGAGUCUAAUAGUCAGUAGUUUACUAUCAAUGUGUUUGUGUUUUUGUGUGAGUCAACAUAUCAACACACACACACCACACAUAAAUACACACAAAAUGAAAUAAAAACGAAAAUGUUCCCUCUUUAAAGCUGAGCAGUCAUAAACAGGCUGGUUCCCAUGGCUAUUAGACCUGUCAAGGCAACACGGGACAUCGUAUAUAAAACUGUGAAGUUAAGAUAUUAAAGUGCAUUAAAGCAUUUACUCAUAUGAUUUUGAAUUCAUUAAUACAAAUUAUGGCGUGAGAUGUGGAGUGAAAUAGCUCAGUGGAUUCUGUUGAUGAUGUCUGGGCCGUGUUACAUGAUAGCAUAAUUCAUACACAACACAUUGCUGUAUAGAUGUUGGAUGGCUGUGGAAGUUAGCAACUGUAUUUUCAAGUGAUAUAAUAGCCUCUGUCUUUUAAUGGUAGAAGAGUUGGUUUGGCUAUCUAUAGCUGAACUUCAAUUCCAUAUCACUGCACUUUGGCUACAAUUGACCAUUAGGCACAGAUCAAGGAUCAGUUUCCUUGUCAAAUCAUAACCAUUACCAUUAGAGGGAUAAAUGCAACCUUAGACCAGUGUCUAGAGGGUUUCUCUACUCCUAUCAGCACAUCACUAUGAGACAGAUACCCAUACACAAUCACUUCUCUCUCCUUGCCCAGCUCAAUACACACUCAACUAGCCUCGCUUUUUACCCUGUUGCCUUUAGCCAUUUACCCUGGGAUGUGCACUCGACCACAGGAACAGAUAUUGGAUGGAAAGACUUGUUAUUCCAGACCGUGUGUGUGUAUGCAGCAUACUGCAUAGAAGUGUAACAUUGGAUACGAUGUGGGGAGAAAAGCCUUCAGGCUAUUCAGUAUUCAAUCUCCUCCUGCCAUACAACGUCGUAAAUUACAUAAUUAUAUUUGAGGUGUAUAAUCUUGUUUCUUUGAAUUGCUGCAUAACUUCAUCCUAUUAUCCCCCCACGUCGCUCAUUACCCAGCCACAGUGAUUCUAUAUGAAUUGAAAAAGCCACACAAUGACACAUUCACCUCAGCCUUGGCCUUAUGCAUAAUGGUGAGCUGAGUAGGUGAGUUGUCUUUAGGGGGGUUGAGGUAUUCCAGCGUUUUCAGGGGCAGUUCCGACACCGCUGAGGUAACCGGCCAGAUCAGCAGAGCUGCAAAGUGCUGCUUCACAUUCUUUGCUCUACCUUUUUUGCCGUCGGCACUUGAUCCAACGCCCCCCUCCUCCUUUCCCUCGUUCUCUCUCCCUGACACUCUCUCUAUCCCCUUUCAAAUCAUAGAUUUUUCAGAGGUUCUAUAGAAUAUUUAUGAUGUGUGAGCAGAGUUCUUUCUCAGGGGGGGGGGGGGGGGAUAUUUUUGAAGGCUAGUGGUAAAAGGGAAGGGAGAGAGGGAAUAGAGGGAGUAAGAGAGAGAGGGAGAGAGCAGUCGAGAGAGAGAAAAAAGAAAGCACGAGAUAAGAGCUAUGGAAGCUCUCGUAGAAUCGUGCCUGCAAUACCAACGGUUCACUUUGAAACUACUGAAUAUAAAUAAAUAAACACAUCCACUGAUCGUUAUUCACUGCUGUUGUAUGGCUGUAUUUCCCCUUAAAGCCUCUGAUCCAAUCGAUUCCGAGCUGAUUCCGACGGCCUCGGUCUUUGAACCCGUACUCCUCGUGUUGUGUGUUUUUAUCUUCCUCCUCCCCUCUAAUUCCACAUCUCGUUUGUAUUUUGAAGGGUUGUCUCUCGUACUUAGACGCUGUAACACUUUAAGGCUUGAGACUGUUACUCACACAACAAAUUCUCCAGUGUUAAAUCAACACUGACAGUGUUACAUUUAACACUGGUCCAGUGUCUAUAUGGGUCCAAACUUCUCAGUGUUAAAUUAACACACUUAGUGAAAAGCCUUAUUUGCAUAUUUCCCAGAGUGCCUUAUCUUUCGAGUGAAUUGUAGAGUUACCACCAAUGACUGUAUUUGUUAGUGACAGAGACAUGGUUUUUGGUGCAUUCAUCUAUUUUCAGUCCUAUGAAGUGAUGGGGGAAACAAAGCUUCCUGAAGCAUUGAGCAUUUCCAGCCAAUUGUGUCAAAAAUAGGUUCAUUACUUGAGGCUUUGAUCAACACAGUGUACACUAGUGGUUCCUGCUGGUCAAAAUAAUUUAGAACAGCCAAAUUAUUAUAGAUGAUGUCUAUAAUACCAAACCAAUCAGGUGGUUGUUCGACGAAACGGCGCUUCGGACGUCAUUGAUCACGUGCUUCUAAUAAAGCGAUACAAGCAUCGGCACACUGCUUCAAACUAAACAGCUUAACGAAUUCUACGCAUGCCUUGGAGCUCCGGUAUCAAAUGUAACAUCACUAGUCCUUCACCAAGUGAAAUAGUAAGGGAAUAUGUUACCGAUUAAAUUAAACACAUUACAACAAGUAUUUAAUAAGGCCUUACUUUGAGGGCCUAGUUUUACCCUAAUACGAUUACCUGAAAUUCAUAGUUUUCAGGCCUGCAAGUCACAUAACGACGGCUUGCAAAGCGAUAUAAUUAGUGUUGGAAACCAGCCAGAGUAGGGAUAACCAACAUUCAGAACUUUUAUUCAUCCACAACCUGCAUUCAGAAUGACUGCCGGGUUGGAAAAACUAGGAUAUGAGACUACCUAAAGCAUCUAAACUGGAACAACCAUUUCAGUAACGGGUGCAAUAAGUCAAAGUAGCAGAUUGGAUUAGUCUAGAAAAAAUAUUAUUCAUAUUUGAGUAGCAUAAGAUUAAUUAAUCAAUCAACGUACAUGCAAAACAUAGAUAUUGAAACAAACAAUUUUAAAAAAUCUACCUGCAAUAGAGCAUGCUGGGAAAUAUGAUAAUGAGGGGCGUGGUUUUGAUUUUACACUGGUUAUAAACAUCAACACUGGGGAUAUUUUACACCACUGAGUGUUAAUUAAAAAUUUACAAAGUUAAUUUAACACCUGAAUCAAAACUAGAAAUGUUACACUGAAAAAUUUACAUUAGGUAACACUGGUCAAUUUGCUCUGUAGUGAAUCACAGAAGUGCCUGUGAAUGCUGUAGAUUCUAAUGCGUUUUUUUGUGUUAUGCAAACAAUAAAAAGACAGGGGAGAGAAACAGGCAUGUCACUGAGACAGCAGUAUAGUAUGUAGGUUCAAGUAUUUGGGGGCAUACCACUGUUAAACCUCUGAACAGGGGUGAUCGGUUAGCAGUGAAAUUGUCAAACACCUCCCCCUACUGACUUCUAAUGUGGGUAUUUUACACUGUGAUGUUAAAAUGUGGUUUAUUAAUUGAAAACUAAAUCUGAUCGUUCUUCCUUCUUUCUGUCCUCAGGUGGGCGGGACCAUGUACAACACGGGUCGCCACGUCUCACUGCGAAUGGACAAGGAGCACCUGGUGAAUAUCUCUGGUGGACCAAUGACGUACAGCCAUCGCCUGGAGGAGAUCCGGCUACACUUCGGCAGCGAGGACGGACAGGGCUCUGAACACCUUCUCAACGGACAGGCCUUCUCAGGAGAGGUAUGAGGGCAAGUGACUUAGAAUCAGAACUAGGUGCCUAGUCUGGUCUAGUGGUAACGCUUCCGACUCCGGAUCACACAUGCCCCCUCGGCGGCAGGGGUUUAAGCCAGUGAAAUGUAAUCCUUUAAAAGUUUGUAUUCUGUUAACUCAUACCCAAAUAAUGUUGUUGACGUGUCCUAUACUCGUAUUUGUGACCAAAGCAUAAAGAGAUAAAACACUUCAAAACCCAACCUCAAACUUCUGUCUCAAACAGACUGUUUAAAAAAUGCUUGCUAUUUCCUCAUAGAACAUGAUGCCAUGUUGGCUCAUUGGCUGAUAUGGCCAAUCAGCAGUCUACUUGCAUUCAUAUUUUUUUAUGACCGGUAUAUGCCCACACCAUUCUGUUGUUUGGGUAGGCUAACACCAUUCCAACACAGAAAAACACAGCUGCUUUUUAACUUACUGAAUUACCAUUUUUUGGAAGGAAAAAUAAUGAACCAGUAUCAGUAGAAUUAGAAAAACUUUAUUGUCAUCCAGCAUCAUGGAUAGGAUUCAGACGAGAUCCAGCAGACAAAAGCUAUCUUAAUUAGCAGGGUGUUUUGAAGAGGCUUCCAAUCAGCUCCUGUAUACUUGAUAAUUGUAUUUUAAGUUCUGAGUCACUCACCACGCACCACACACACCAGCCAUAAUAACAAUAACCAAUUUGUGGGCUAACAGAAUAAUUGUGGGCAUGACAGACAAAUUCAUUCUAAUUAAUGAUUAUCAUUUAUUUUCCCACAGUGGCUGGCGAGCCGAUAUUCAAAUCCUAAUAAAACAAGUGUUUAGCAUCCACUGGAGCUCGGAGGGAUGUGACCCAUGUAGGGGGGAGGUUGGCCUCUCGCUCUGCUCGCUGUUUACCGUGUUGUUGUUGCCUCAUCGCGGCGCCGGUGUUUUCACACCUUCAAGGGUUUGUUUUGAUUUCAUCUGUUGCUACAGAACAGAAGAGAAGAAAAGAGAAGAGUAGUUGCUGGCUGCUCUUUGUUUGGUCAGCGUUGUGUUAUGAUGUUUGGAGUGCAGGCGAGAGAGAGGGCCCUGGAGAGAUCUGGAGAGGAGCGUAGGAUAGCUGGGCUGUGUGAUCUGAAACAGCUAUGUUCUCUAACCGAAGUGUUGUAGCUACACAUGCAGCAAGUGGAGGAAGGGUAGGUCUACAUAGUCAGUGUGGUAAAGAAAGGAGAUGGUGUGUGGUUUAAUUGUAACUGGCUUCAGUGUUAUCGUGUCAAUUUAAACUAUACUUAGCAUACUGUAGGUUUGAGUUAGUGGAUAAAUUAAACCUCAAAGCCAGAGAGAGAGAGAGAGAGGAUGAGGGAGGAGAGGAGAGGAAAGGUAGGUUGCACACAGAUUCCCAAAUCUUGGUCUUUCUGACAUGUGUUCCUCGCUUGCUUAAAUAAUUGCCAUCCAAAAAGACACCAGCUACACCACCACCCACCACCUACCCCCCUACUCCCCACCCACCUAUCCCUCCUGGAACCAAAGCCAUGACUUAAAGCUCCAGCAGUAGGCUUCAAAAUGGAAAUUGAGAAAAUGUUAUUUAGCCUACAAAUGAGCAGUGGCUGUGCAUGCGUCCUUGAAAUGAGAACAAAGAGGGAAAAUAAUCAAACUUGAAAAGCAAAACAUCCAUCUGAAAAACCCGCCCGUGGGAGAGAGGUGGAAAGGGGGAUACAGGGUGGGCUUAUAAUAAUAAUAUGCCAUUUAGCAGACGCUUUUAUCCAAAGCGACUUACAGUGUGUGCAUACAUUUUUACGUAUGGGGAUCGAACCCACUACCCUGGCGUUACAAGCGACAUGCUCUACCAAUUGAGCUACAGAGGACCACAGGGCUUCAUUGUAUUUAAAGGCAUUAACCCUCCAAAGUUAUGGUUUUACAACUCCAUCUGUAUCGUAUAACCUUGCUUUCUUCCUCACAUUUGUUCCGGCUUGCAGAAAUGGUGUGCGUUUGACUGGUGUUGGAUGUUGGGGUUCUAUCAUUCUCAGCUCCUAUCUGUAAAAAGCACCCCAACACCUCUGGGCUAGGCUAACAUUAUGUACAGUAUGUGCUGUAGGGCUGAGAAUUGCCAGGGACCUCACAAUAUUAUCACGAUACUUAGGUGGCGAUAAGAUAUGUAUUGCGAUUCGAUACUGCGAUUUUUUUAGCGAUUUGAUGUUCCAAACAUAUUGCUCACUAUAUGUCUGCUGCAGAGAGACAAGAGAGUUGGCUCACUAUUUAAAAAGAAGAUGGAGAACAAGCUAUCGGUACACUUUUUAUUUUUACAAAUCGAUACUUCGAGUCAAAGUAUCAAUAUAAUAUCGUCCAAAAUAAUAUUGCGAUAUGUAACUGUAUAAAUUUUUUUCCCACAUCACUAAUGUGCUGUGCUGUUCUGCUUUGUUCCCCUACCUAGAGCGCCUUCACUGUCAAUCCAAAAAUGAAACACCUUGGACUUAAUACGUGCUAAGAUAUUCCAGAUAUUAUUCUAAGACAAAUCUGAUUUCUUGCGUUUCGCUAUAAGCCCUCACCCUUUGGUUUCCACCUUAUAUGCAAGGUGUUGGUUUGGAGACCUAUAAUUUGUAAGGUGAUAUGGAACAGCCUGACACUAAGUAUGGACAGUGUAAAACUAGCGGACAGGCUAAAGCUGUAUAUGGGUGGAUCUAUUUUCAUGUAGUCUGAGUGAAAAAGUAUAUAUUUUUAGGAGAAUGAGCAAGCAAAAUGUAGGUCAUUCUUAACACUCAAAACUCAAUGUUGAGUCAAUUUUGAUGGCAAUUUAGGAGACAUAAUGAGAAUGUUUUGAUAGAAAAAUUUACCACUUUUGGUGUUGAUUUGAGUGUUGUUAUUUAAGUACUUUUUCUUCUUUUGCUAAUUAUCAUUGAUCACAGAAUAGCACAUUUGCUGCUGCAGUGCAGCUCACUGGUUUAGCACCCAGGUACAUUUCCUCAUUAAAAUCACAUUAACCAUUUUGAGUAACACAGAAAGCAAAACUUGUAAAACGUGAAUAAAAACAAAAUCUGUAAAAUUUAAAACCGAGUGCAUUCCUUUCCGUCAUGUGCAUUCUAACUGUUCCAGAUGUUGAGAAUUGUCACUUUCCUUUCCCCUCAAUUUGAAUCUCAGAGUUCCUUUUCAGUUGGAGAAUGUUUGUUGGUUUAUUUUCUAACAGAACGAUCAACUGCACAUUCAUGGAGUGUGUGUGGGUCACACCUCCACUAAGAGAGAGAGAGAGAGAGAGAGAGAGAGAGAGAGAGAGAGAGAGAGAGAGAGAGAGAGAGAGAGAGAGAGAGAGAGAGAGAGAGAGAGAGAGAGAGAGAGAGAGAGAGAGAGAGAGAGAUGAGAAGCAUCAACAAGAAAUAGAAAGUAUUGUUGGUGGUUAUGUUAAAUUCCCCCAGCCUGGCAGUCCUGUCCUGUCCUCCCCAGCUCUGUGGCUGUAAUCAGGGGCUGAUCUCCCUGUAGUGUGCUGUGCUUGUCUGUGUGUUAGCUUUAUGAGACUACGGCCCAAUUCAUCCAGAGGAGGAGGGAGAAUAAUUUUCAGACCAGCGCCUUUCACUCUCCCUGUUAGCACUGUCCACCUCUCUUCUGCUAUCGACUUACUGUCUUCAUAUUUCCCCAAACCCAGGCCUAGCCCAGUCAUCACGCCAUAAAGAGCCUGCCAGAGCCCCACUCCAGAGCAAUGCUGUCUGGGCACGCAACCCUGACACCUCUUUCUCUCUCUUUUUCUCUUGUCCCUCUCUUUCACAUACAAACACUCUUUCUUUCCAUCUCUCUCUCUUAGUCUCUAUCUCUUGUUCUCUGUCUACACAAAUUAUCUUUCUUUCUCUCCACUCACUCUCUCUUUCUCUCUCCUCUCGGCCCAGACAGAGUCUCUCUGGCUCUCAGGAUAACAGUCAAAAGGCAGAACACCUGGGGUUAGAGUGGGAAACUAAUGGCUGAUGACAGGAAAUUCCCCAUUUGCUGUUUCUGUGUGGCCAUGCAUGCGUGUUUGUGUGUGUAAGAUCAUGGUUGUUAUUUUACUCCUUUACCCCAUCCUUUGUAUGUUUCUCUCCCCUUUCACUCUUUCUCUCUCAUUCCCUGUCAUUACUACUUUUCCAGCCCUCCAGUCUGUCUGUGUGUUGCUCUUGGCAGUGUCUGUGAUGUACCUCCUCUACAGUUCACCCAGGCCUUCGCCUCUCGCAAACUAAACUUUCUACCAAUCUCCUGCUGGGGGAGUUGGGGAGCCUGGCUCUCUCUCUCACCUCAAAUAUCAUCUAAUCACUUCCCAUCAACUUGAUUAUUUUUAUAGACGAGCUGUUAGAGUUCUGCUUAACUACUAUCCUCCGACAAUUUCUUUAUCGAUAUUGCUGCCUGCCACCAUGCCAGGGAACGGUGAAAUGGGAGGAAGAGGGAGAAAGUUCUGGAAGAUCUGGAAAAAUGUCAACUUCUUAGUUAUUUGUAAUCAGAUCAGGAUUGAUUAAUUUGUAGUUGACAUAAUAUAUAAUAUUACAUUCAAAUAGAGAUUAUGAUGUCCUCUUAUCCAAUUCUGUAUUCAAACAUGUAUUGUACUACCCCAUAAGUAGCCUACUCUGUAUGGUGUGAUGGAAGAUGGAAGGGAUCUGAAACAUUUGAGAAAUUAUUAAAUUAAAAAAGGGUAUUAUUGUCAUUUUUAGCAUAUCAUUCAAACUGAAUCCUUCCUGAGUCAUAGACAUAUAUGUGGUAAAAGAAACAACCACUAAACUUUUUAUAGGUUAGAAAUGCAGCGCGACUAGAGACUCAGACAACAACCAAAUACGGACUCAAGGUCCAGCAACAAUACCGCUAACUCAAGAAAGACUGAGGAGAGGUCAGGAAGAAUGUAUGGAGUAGAAUCAACUUCUGAAUAUUUGUUUAUCUGCAAACACACAGCAUCUUUCCACUUAGUGCAAAAUUCAAGCGAAGUAGAAAAUAUGUGAAAUAAUAGUCUUGUGUGAGAACUUUUUCCACAGUUUCUUUGGGUUUCAGAGAAAUCAUAAGUGCUUGGUGAAAGACAGUGUGGGCUUCUCUUUGAAUAGUUGUUAUUGUAUAAGUCACAAUUUGAGCUAACUGUGCAUAGACAAAGCCCACAUAAACACAUCAUUAAGAACCUGUAGAACCAUAAAAGUGUGGGUAGAACAUUACUGAUGCCUUCCUGAACACGACUUCAAAAGGCUGACAAAACAGAAGAUAUGAACAGUGGAGGCCAACCAUCCCUGGUUUCAGAAGAGUUUGUAGGUGUGAAGGCGUUUGUUUAAGAUGUACCUGAUUCAUCUUUGCUCAGCAGAACUUUAUUAUGUGCAAAAAGCUUUGUUAGUGCUGGGCUUGAACAGAAGCCUGCACACAGGAGCUCCUCAAGACCAGACCAGAUGACCAUUAAUACAGUCUAUACAGUGCCUUCGGAAAGUAUUCAGACCCCUUGACUUUUUCCACAUUUUGUUACGUUAAAGCCUUCUUCUAAAAUUGAUUAAAUUGUUUUUUUCCGUCAUCAAUCUACACGGAAUACCCCAUAAUGACAAAGCAAAAAACGGUUUUUAGACAUUUUAGCAAAUGUAUUUAAAAUAAAUAAAAAAUCAAUAUGACAUUUCCAUAAGUAUUCAGACACUUUACUCAGUGCAUUGUUGAAGCACCUUUGGCAGCGAUUACAGUCUUGAGUCUUCUUGGGUAUGACGCUACACGCUUGGCACACCUGUAUUUGGGGAGUUUAUCCCAUUCUUCUAUGCAGAUCCUCUCAUGCUCUGUCAGGUUGGAUGGGGAGCGUCGCUGCACAGCUAUUUUCAGGUCUCUCCAGAGAUAUUAGAUCAGGUACAAAUCCAGGCUCUGGCUGGGCCACUCAAGGACAUUCAGAGACUUGUUCAAAAGCCACUCCUGCGUUGUCUUUGCUGUGUGCUUAGGGUCGUUGUCCUGUUGGAAGGUGAACCUUCGCCCCAGCCUGAGGUUCUGAGUGCUCUGGAGCAGGUUUUCAUCAAGGAUCUCUCUGUACUUUGCUCCGUUCAUCUUUGCCUCGAUCCUGACUAGUCUCCCAGUCCCUGCCGCUGAAAACAACCCCACAGCAUGAUGCUGCCACUACCAUGCUUCACCAUAGGGAUGGUGCCAAGUUUCUUCCAGAUGUGACGCUUGGCAUUCAGGCCAAAGAGUUCAAUCUUCGUUUCAUCAGACCAGAGAAUCUUGUUUCUCAUGGUCUGAGAGUCUUUAGGUGCCUUUUGGUUAACUCCAAGCGGGCUGUCGUGUGCCUUUUACUGAGGAGUGGCUUCCGUCUGGCCACUCUACCAUAAAGGCCUGAUUGGUGGAGUGCUGCAGAGAUGGUUGUCCUUCUGGGAGUUUAUCCCAUCUCCACAGAGGAACUCUGGAGCUCUGUCAGAGUGACCAUCGGGUUCUUGGUCACCUCCCUGACCAAGGCCCUUCUCCCCCGAUUGCUCAGUUUGGCCAGGCGGCCAGCUCUAGUCUUGGUGGUUCCAAACUUCUUCCAUUUAAGAAUGAUGGAGGCCAGUUUGUUCUUGGGGACUGCUCUACAGACAAUUCCUUUGACCUCAUGGCUUGGUUUUUGCUCUGACGUGCACUGUCAUCUGUGGGACCUUAUAUAGACAGUUGUGUGCCUUUCUAAAUCUUGUCCAAUGAAUUGAAUUUACCAUAGGUGGACUCAAAUCAAGUUGUAGAAACAUGUCAAGGAUGAUCAGUGGAAACAGGAUGCACAUGAGCUCAAUUUCAAGUCUCAUAGCAAAGGGUCUGAAUACUUAUGUAAAUAAGGCAAACAUUUCUAAAAACCUGUUUUCGCUUUGUCAUUAUGGUGUAAAAAUAAAUAAUUUAAUCAAUUUUAGAAUAAGGCUGUAACGUAACAAAUUAUGGAAAAAGUCAAGGGGUCUGAAUAAUUUCCGAAUGCACUGUAUGUGUGAGGUCACUUGAGAGAGAUGUGUUCCUGACAUUUGUUUUUUCAUCUCCAGGUUCAACUUAUACACUACAACCACGAGCUGUAUACAAACUACACAGAGGCAGCCAAGAGCCCCAACGGACUGGUCAUAGUGUCUAUAUUUAUGAAGGUGAGUAUGACAUUCUCACUUUGA